GCAGGAGAGUGCUGUUUUGCCAACUUUUGGCGUUGUUCUGAUUCCUUGGCAAAGGUUCUGUGUUAUUCCUGUCGGAACGACGAAGUUAGUUGAGAGUUCCGUGUCAAGUGUCUCGCUUGUUAUUACUGCUGCUCUUCACUCUUGUACUAAGUAGUUGUAGUUAUCAGCCUUCGCCUUCCGAAGUAGAUUUGGAUAUGGGAACAGACAGAUAACAGAGGGCACGGGCUGAUGAGAUGCUCAACGGAGCAUUGAUCAUACGAAAUGGAGAAUGAGACAAAACCACCGGAGAUUUCCUCGGACAAAACUAAGGAGUUGGACAUUCUGACGAUUGGCCUUUCCACUGGCUGGGCUGUUCGAUUGGUUGAGUCAGAGGGAAAGAAAACCAACAGGCUUCAUUACGUCAAUCACGUCAAGCGUUCGGCGCAGUGGCUCCCUCCUCCGGAGUUUUGGAAAUGCCCCAACUUGCUGCCGUAUGGAUGGGAGCUUGGCAUUGACGAUGAUGGGCACGUCUAUUACAUCAAUCAUUUAAAUGAAAUCACCACAAGAAGGGAUCCACGUGUUCAAGCAACGCUGGAUGACCAGGAUACCAGGAAAGAGUUUCUCCUUGAAAAAAAGGACAGUGAUGAGGAUUUCGGCUUCACUCUAAGCGAUUCCCCACCGUAUGUUGUGACCUCAGUAGCACCAGGGGGUGCUGCAUCGUCAUCGCUAAGUGCAAAUGACGUUAUCUCCCGUGUCGGACAUGUUGAAGUGUUUGAACUUAGCAAGGACGAAGUGUCUGAUCUUCUUAAGGAAGCAACACAUACGGGGACUGUGAAGAUUCAGGUGAUGAACUCUGAGGUGUCUGGUCCGCAGAAUGAGAGCCUGCCGACGCAAACUCAAGAUGGAAAGCUUGCUACUCAUUUACUACCUGGCGUACUACUAGUUGAUCUGAUGACUGGUGGCUCAAGGAAGUUCCGUAUUACACGCACAACAACUGCUCAGGAUAUUGUGGACAAUGUGUGCAAGAGACUAGACAUCACCACACCAGAGAUGUUCGGACUGUACAUUGAAACAGUGACACCAGAGCGCUCCUCAUUGAGAAUCCUCUACGGAUGGCAGCUGCUGGCUAAAUUGCCUCAAGAAAUCAUUGACUCCAUGGUGGCCAAUGAUAUUGAAGCUGGCGAGCCUAGGCCCGAAAAUGACCGGUCACACAUCGUACGAAUAGUCUGCAGAUUGCGUUUCCUUCCAGGAUCUAUUGAUGAUCUUUAUGAUGUCGAUCGGAGAGCGUUUGAGUACUUCUUUCAUCAGACUUCUUUGGAUGUAGCCAACGAUCGUUUCUCUAGUGAAUGUCCCAAUGACGUGGCCUUACUGCUGGGCAGUUUGAGUAUAGCACACUUCUGUAUGAAACAAGGCAAGAAGAAGGUCAGCCUGAAAGAAGUCGAGAAAACUGUUGGAGGUCUGCAGCCUUUCUUUCCGACAAGCAUUUUGGAUCGCCUGAAGACUGCUGACCUUCGAAAACACGUGAAGAAAGCGCUGGACACACAGGAUAUUGACAUGGAGCAGCCCAAUGCAACAGAUCUACAGCUAAAGUAUCUUUCACUGCUUGCAGAGUUCCCGUCACUGGCUGGCGAGAAAUUUAAAUGUAUGGAUGAAGUGAACAACCAAGAGAUAACUCUGUUAGUUUCACCGCAGAAUGGUUUUGGCUCGAUCGACAGUCCCUUGGAGGCCGGAUGGUGCUCAGAAGUCCAGAUCACCACAUUUUGCUCAUUUGAUGGCCUGGAAUCUAUCAAAGUAGAAGAACUUGAAGUGCCAACGGAAAAGGCGACAACGCGUGUUAUCAUCAGCUUUGAGGAUUCUGAUAUAGAGCCACACAAGUACCAGAUGAGCAAGGAAGCAGCCAGAGAGAUCGGACACUUACUGCAAGGUUACGCGCAGUUGCUAGCAAAGGUGGAGCUGGCGUUGGAUGAUCCUGUUCUGCUGAUCGACACAAAGUUGGAGACAGAUAAAUCCCCACCAUAUCGCUCAUUGCAUCACGUAGCAACAACAAACUGGAGCUACUUUGAUGGUGCUUGGGAGACCUAUCUACAGACGAUGAAUAAGUCUGAGAGUGCAGCGAUCUCCCAGAACAACUCAUGUCGUUUGAAUUUCCCAGUGGGUAAAAUCCUAGUAGAGAAGGCCUCUCUUUAUGAGUACAUGGCGGUUGAUCUAUCACAGAAGCUGUCCUACGGUAAGCGGAAGAAGAAGCGUGUCAUUUACUUGCGAAAGACCGGGGCUGAUCUUGCCCGUGAUUUCCUAAAUAGGCCAGAGCCACUUGAUGUAGAGGAGCAAGAAGACUUCACGGCUCAUCUCUGUUCAAGACAGAUGGUUAGCACAGCGGUAACGACUGAGGAGACGGCUGAAUCCAGUGAAGACACUGCGAGUGCACCGCCAAAGAAAUCGGCCGGCGCAGCUGCUGCCCUUGCUGCAUUGCUUGGCAGAUCGAAACCUGUGGUUGAUGAGUCAGAGGGUCUAGCCACAGCACAACCCUUACGUGGAAUUGUUGCCAGCAGUGACUUUGGCAACUCCAUGAGCUUCAACGAAAGUAGCAAUGACACGGCCAGCACAGCUCCUGAUCCAGGCUGGGGUGGAUCAGCCACUGUUGAAAUUACACCCGCGGCCGAUCCACCUGGUACCGCGCCUCCUGAUGCAGCAGGUUGGGGAAAUGAAGAUGAAGCGUCUGCAAAGCAGCCAUCUCUCUCUGACUUUGGCGUUUCUGUCCGUUCCACCCCACAAGGAUUCGGAUUUGGUGCUGGAGGAAAUGAAGAAGAUGAAAUUGCUGGCUGGUAAAUUGUGCCUAUAUAUAUAUAUUUAUUUUUUAUAUUAGGUCAGGUCAAGCUCAUCACCCACUAGAUAACAUUGUUAGAAUGCUGCUAUUGCUUACAUUUUUUGCUUUGCCAGGGGCUGGAUACUCUGACAUGGCGUUCAUGUUGUUUGGCUGACACAGUAAUACAUGUAGUUACUUCACGUAGAAUGUUCCUUGUCCCAUGUUCGUAUGUCUGUAGUAAUUUUGCCAAUCAUCUGUUUUUCUUUAGAUAUUUUGAUUUUCUUGCUGGUUAGUGAUAGUGCUGUACAAGUUAAUUAAUAAUCACUGCUGCUUGAUGUUGCAGUGGUGGGGGAUGUUGGUGACCCAGGGGCCGCCUCAUAAAUAAGCAUCCCGUUUUGCUCAGUGAGACUGGCAUGCAUGUGCUGUUGCCUUAUUUCGUCGCCUUAUUUCCCCGUUAAUUAAUGAAUAAAUGUAGCUUUUCCAUUUUUACAGACUGUCUAACUAAACCAACUUCUUUGUGUGUUCUCAUGGCAGUUUCUCGACAUUUUCCAUACUACACACCUGCCACUUUCAGCAACACAAAAUUGCUAGUGCCCUUUUUAUUGCUUCAUCUAAUCAGCGUUGUGUACGCACCCAAUCGUAGUCCUUUGUCACACCCAAACGCCGCCCUACUGGGUUUGGCAUAUCCACGUAGCAUCCACUCUCAACAUUCACUAGUAUCC
Messenger RNA from Sycon ciliatum, 3504 nucleotides. RefSeq names its product FERM and PDZ domain-containing protein 4-like. NCBI's taxonomy places the organism in Eukaryota, Metazoa, Porifera, Calcarea, Leucosolenida, Sycettidae. Gene Ontology annotation, cellular component: cytoskeleton. The record is from RefSeq and is a predicted model, not a curated record. The transcript is spliced from 16 exons. The coding region runs from base 262 to 2805 and encodes 847 amino acids. Gene Ontology annotation, molecular function: protein binding.